Carcharodon carcharias (great white shark) is the source of this 3255-nucleotide messenger RNA. RefSeq names its product espin-like protein. Gene Ontology annotation, biological process: actin filament bundle assembly. Bases 1 to 3255 code for a protein of 1084 amino acids. Gene Ontology annotation, molecular function: actin filament binding. NCBI's taxonomy places the organism in Eukaryota, Metazoa, Chordata, Chondrichthyes, Lamniformes, Lamnidae. The record is from RefSeq and is a predicted model, not a curated record. Gene Ontology annotation, cellular component: cytoplasm. The transcript has 12 exons.
AUGGUUCCUCACCGGUCCCUCCUCGCUGCCAAAGAUGGGGACCUACAAACCUUGAAGAGCCUGGAUGCCAGUGGCACGCUGAACGACAGCAUCGAGGAUCACCUGGGGGCCACUCCGGUCCAUCACGCAGCCAGGGCCGGCAGGCUGGACUGUCUGAAAUUCCUCAUCACCCAGGCUAAGCUGCCGGCGAACAAAAGAGCCAAAAACGGAGCGACUCCCACUCACGAUGCGGCCGCCACCGGGAACCUAGCGGCGCUCCAGUGGUUGAGCCGCGUUGCUGGCUGUGACAUUCAUGACCGCGAUGACUAUGGUGCAUCUGUUCUACAUUUGGCAGCUCGGUUUAGCCGGCCAGAUACAGUGCAGUGGCUGCUGCUUGAGGGAUGUGACCCCAUGUUGGAGACGGACAAUGGGGCGGUGCCGGCUCACUAUGCGGCAGCAAAGGGCGACUUGACAUGUUUGAAACUCCUCAUGGCUCACACCCCGAGGGCCCUGGAUAAACAGACCCAGAAUGGUGCUACCCCUCUUUACCUGGCCUGUCAGGCAGGUCAUCUUCACAUAGUGGAAUUCCUGGUGAAGGACUGUACGGCCAACUUGAAUCUUCGCGCACACGAUGGUAUGACCGUUCUCCAUGCGGCAGCACAGAUGGGGCAUUGUGCUCUGGUGGUGUGGCUGAGGUCAUUCACAGACAUAGACGUGUCCGCACAGGACAAUGAGGGAGCAACUGCAAUGCACUUUGCUGCCAGCGGAGGGCAUGCUGAGACCUUGGACAAAUUAAUAAGGAUGGGGGUAAGGAUUCUGAAAGACCACUGGGGUGGAACCCCCCUCCACGAUGCUGCUGAGAAUGGCGAGCUGGAGUGUUGCCAGAUCCUCGUCAUGAAUCGUGUGGACCCCACCGUUCGAGAUGACGAUGGCUAUACUGCCGCAGAGCUGGCAGACUACAAUGGAAAUGUGGAGUGUGCCAAGUACUUGAGGCAUAUUGAGGAAAUGCCAUCACUGGAUGACAGUCUGGCUUCUGUGCAGAGGCAAGAAUCAUUUCGGAGAACAAAGAGCAUUGUGAGACAGCAGAGCAGCGGUGACUACUACAGAUCAAUCAACGAGGGUCGCAGGGAGUCACGUGACUUUCAGAAAGUGAUGGAGAAUGGCAAGAAUACGAUCCUGGUGAAACCUGCAUCUGCUCAAAUAUCUGCACAGCAGCAGCCACCUGGAGCCCCACCAUUGCCAUCCCCAAAACCCCUGGUGCUACCACCGGCCCCAGAGCUGCCAAGGCAGAGCAUUCAGAAUUUGAGUGGUGGGAAGCCCUUCAACAUGGUACAUUCCAUAGAGAACAACAACGCUGCCCUCAUAGCAGAGCUCAAAUCAGGAAAGUCAUUAAAAUCUGCAGGUUUUGGCACUGUGUUUGUUGGCACCGUAGCACAGACAAGCCAAGACCUGACGUCUGAAGAGGAGUCGAAAGAGAAUGGAUUAGUGCCACUCCCUGUUGAAGAGGUCUCCGCUACUGAUGUUGAUUUGCUGGUGCCCACACAUGAUGAGAGGGGAUAUCCCAUUCCGGAGUGGAAACGUCAAGUCAUGGUACGAAAACUGCAGGCACGACUCAAGGAUGAAGAAGAGCAACGGAGGAAGCACAACGGAAAUGGUUACCUGCAGACAGAGAUAUGGAGGUAUUCCCAGGAACACAAUGCCAUAUUGGGCCCAUUUGGAGAGCUUCUGACUGAGGAUGACCUCAUCUACCUGGAGAAGCAGAUCGAGACUGUCCAAGUGAUGAAGAAGUGCCAGGGGUACGAGGGGGAGCUGAACCAGUUGGCAGUACAGCUGCGAACCAUCCUCCCUGCUCCCAUUGUCAACCUAACCAUCAAUACUCAGCUACUGCCUCAGGAUGCAGGCAAGGAGGAACAUGUGCCUUUGCCUGUGUGGUGCAACAGGAUAUCCAGCAUUGUGAGGACUAUGUCACUCCUCCUGGCAAAUUUGAAUGAAAAGGGUUGUGUGGAGUACGAAAGCCAGGAAAUUACUAGAAUGCCAAAUAUGGAAUUGGCAGCUGUCUUCUCUCCAAGGCCCGACGAAAGGUUCAGAAGAAUGAGCUGGAACAAAGUGGAGAAUGAGAUUCAGCAGUUUGGUGUAUCUGUACGCACACUCAAAGCAAACUUUGAAAAGCAAUGUGUGAUGAAAGAAAAAGCAUUAACACCCUCCGACACACGGGGAAAUCAGAAAGAUUCUUACUCUAAGUCCUCUGAAUCUCAGCAGAGUGAGUUGAGUAAAGGUCGAUUGCCCAAUCCUGCAUGGUCAGGCAGCAGGGAGGACAGAAGCAACUCAGGAAUUGGUUCAAAGGAUGAUGCAGCAGAAGACAACACUGCGCAUUUGCUUGUGACGGAGUCGACUAGUCUGAGGAAAGAAAGAAUAGUUGUGUUAUUCCUGGGUCACUGGAAAAAGUCAACUUACACCAUGUCUUUAAGAAUGAAAGUCAGAGACCUGCAUAAAGUUGCCAGCACUGAAAACAGCAGCAAACCACCAAUAGAUGGAGAGAGGGCUGAAACUGGGGAGAAUGGUCAAAACCCAGAGUUGGAAACACCGCUGGAAUCCCAACCCAAGCAAUCCAUUCAAAAUGGAAAAUUUAGGCAUCUGUUCCUACAGCAAAGGAUCAUCACCAAACUCAUUAGCAACUGGAGAAAUAUCAUAUCCCAUGUUCCAUCCAGGCAGAUUAGACGAUUGAACCGGCAGAGGAUCACCUACUCACCGGAACAGUUUCUGCCCCGUGUCAAUGGUGUCCCUGUUGACCACAAUAGUCUGACCCUUGACCUUUUUAUGCUGGGAUACUUCCACAUUCUUGAACUUGACCUGCCCCCAGAUGAAAGGAAGAUGAGGCAUCUUCUGUGCUUCGAGGUGUUUGAUCACUUGGGGAAGUUCAGUUGGGACUUGGUCCGAGCGUUUCAUAAGGCUGUCAUUGAAGAGAUCAAUGCUGGCAAAAGGGAAUGGAAGGAUGGGUUUGAAGAUAUUAAGCAAAGAUUCUUCAGCAACCCUGAAAAUAUGGCAGCUACAAUGGACUUCCCCACGCAGCAUGUGACAGCUGUAAGACCAGUGCCCAAAGUCAUCGUGCAAAGUGCCACACCUGAAGAGGAUGAAAUGCCGAUAGGGCAAUGUUACUCCUCUGACCUCGGAGGUUUCAGUAAUGAUGAGAUUUGCAAGUACAUUGACAGAAGCUUUGCUUUCUGGAAGGACAAGGAAGCUGAAAUUUUUGAUUUUGAAGAUGACUGUCCAUUCUAA